Molecule: messenger RNA, 1840 nt
Organism: Achroia grisella
Lineage: Eukaryota; Metazoa; Arthropoda; Insecta; Lepidoptera; Pyralidae
Gene: mEFTu1
Product: elongation factor Tu
Exons: 7
Coding region: 162-1559 (465 amino acids)
Biological process (GO): mitochondrial translational elongation
Cellular component (GO): mitochondrion
Molecular function (GO): GTP binding; translation elongation factor activity; GTPase activity
Source: RefSeq, a predicted model, not a curated record
UCCUAUAUAAAAAAAAUCUAAUUGAGCAACCGAGAAUAGAUCGAGGUUUUUACCUUUGAUACACAAUUUUUGGACAAAAAGAAUAAAAUAAAGUGAUUUAAAACUUUAAAAUUUUAAAAGUUAUCAAAUAAAUUAAUAAUUGUUACCAUAUAACUGCGCCCAUGGCGACUAUAUCUUUUGCCAAAAAUUUGGUUAAUCCAGCUCUUAAAUUGGUCUUAAAAAACAAUCAGUGUUCGCAAUUAAGAUGCGGUAAUGGUUUCUCCGGUUUAACUCCACUGAGUAUUGUACUGAAAAGGAACUAUGCUGAGAAGCAGGUCUUUGAAAGAACUAAACCUCAUUGUAAUGUUGGAACUAUAGGACAUGUAGAUCAUGGAAAAACUACAUUAACAGCUGCUAUAACAAAAGUAUUAGCUGAUAUAAACUUAGCACAAAAGAAAGGCUAUACAGACAUUGACAAUGCUCCUGAAGAGAAAGCUCGUGGAAUCACUAUUAAUGUUGCUCAUGUUGAGUAUCAAACAGAACAGAGACAUUAUGGCCACACGGACUGUCCAGGGCAUGCAGAUUAUAUUAAGAACAUGAUCACUGGUACUGCUCAAAUGGAUGGUGCUAUACUGGUAGUGGCUGCCACUGAUGGUGUCAUGCCGCAGACAAGAGAGCAUUUACUCCUUGCCAAACAGAUUGGUAUCCAGCAUGUUGUUGUAUUCAUUAAUAAGGUUGAUGCUGCUGAUCAAGAAAUGGUUGAACUGGUCGAAAUGGAAAUCAGGGAGCUCAUGUCUGAAAUGGGUUAUGAUGGUGAUAAUGUUCCUGUUGUAAAAGGUUCAGCCUUAUGUGCUCUAGAUGAUAAAAGUCCCGAUAUUGGAGCUGAAGCCAUUACUCAACUCUUGAAAGAAAUAGAUGCCUAUAUUCCAACACCAGUACGUGAAUUAGAUAAGCCAUUCCUCAUGCCUGUGGAAUCAGUUCACUCUAUACCUGGACGUGGCACAGUUGUUACAGGUCGUUUGCACAGAGGUGUACUCAAAAAGGGUACUGAAUGUGAAAUAGUCGGACAUGGUAAGAUUAUGAAGACAACUGUGACAGGUGUUGAAAUGUUCCACAAAACUUUGGAGGAAGCACAAGCUGGUGAUCAACUAGGUGCGCUGGUCCGCGCCAUAAAGAGAGAACAAAUAAAACGUGGAAUGGUUAUGGCCAAGCCUGGUACUGUCAAAGCUCAUGAUAAUGUUGAAGCUGCUGUUUAUAUAUUGAGCAAAGACGAAGGAGGCCGUUCAAAGCCAUUCACAUCAUUCAUCCAGUUGCAAAUGUUCUCAAUGACAUGGGAUUGUGCAUCUCAAGUGAUUAUUCCUGACAAAGAAAUGGUAAUGCCAGGCGAAGAUGCAAAGUUGAAUUUAAAACUCCUAAAACCUAUGGUAUGCGAACCUGGCCAACGCUUCACACUGAGGUUAGGUGAUUUAACCCUAGGAACUGGAGUUAUCACCAAAAUUAACAAUAAUUUAUCUGAAGAUGAAAGAUUGACACUCUUAGAAGGCAAGAAGGCUCGAGAAAAGGCCGCAGCAAAGAAGUAAAUUAUGUAAUUGGAUUUAAUUUUAAGCCUAGUCGUGUAGUUCACAUUAUUAUGUUAUGCAUUUAAAAUUGAUUAAAAUCCUAUAAAAAAAAACGUGUUUUAUUGUUCCAGUGGUAUAUGGAAUAAAUAGAGUGUUCAUUUGUAACAAGUAGUAGACAGUAUUAGGUGGUAUUAGCGCACUAUGUAUAUAACAAACUAUAUUUACAUUUUUCUUCUGUAAAUAGAUAUGGCGCAUGUCGAUGUCCUACUAAAAAAGCAAGUACGUAACUCAGUUUAAUCAGU